GUGUGUCUGCGUCUGCGUGUGUCAGUGACUGCGGCCCUGUCCUUGCAGCGGUGCUCUGUGCGUCUGCGUGUGUGUCUGUGUCUGCGUGUGUGUCUGUGUCUGCGUGUGUGUCUGCGUCUGCGUGUGUCAGUGACUGCGGCCCCGUCCUUGCAGCGGUGCUCUGUGCGUCGGCCGUCGCUCCCCCCUUCUGAUGGGGCCCCUCCAUCUAUUUCUGGCUCUGCGUCAUGCCUGGGCUUUACUCCUGUGGCAAGACGAGUGUUUCUCUAGGGCUCCCACUCUGCCCGACACACACACCUUCUGACAGACGCACACACAGACUCGCACCGACACACUGCUGCCUGGUGAACUGUGAGCUCACUCACAUGUAAACACAGCGGCGGACGGACGGACGGACGCGAGCGCGAGCGGCUGCCGAAGCACUGGACGUGAUGGGAGUUUGAAAGUUGUGUGUGGUUGUGUGUGUGUGCGUGUGUGUGUGUGUGUGUGUGUGCACGAGGGUGUGUGUGUGUGGCAGAGAAAGAGGCCGUGUGUCCGUUACCGUGGCGAUGGAAGGAAUGCUGUCGGUGACACAGAGGGAGAGCUGGCCAGCGUGGCCUCGUGAGGACGCUUUCUGUCUCCACUCCCGCUGAAGCCCAGCCUCUGCAGACUGACGGUCCUUUUGAUGAAAAAAAACUAAAAGACUUUGAAACUACAGAACGAGGAUCUUCAAGCACUUUCACCUAAAGAAACAUCACUCAAGGAUUCUUCUGCUUUUACAUGAACUGGACAGGAAAUCACUGCACAGCAACUUUAGUGUGUUUACAAAAUUGCAAAAGGAAAGAAUCGUCUCUGAUGUUAUCCACUAAAGUGCCCCUUUUAUUUCUGUGCCCUACUUCCUGUUUCCACUCUGGCUCCACAGUCACUCUGUUCAGGCGAUGGACGGGUACUUCCUGUUUGUUUGAACUCAUUAGCCACCCUCAGAUGUUCAGCUAUCAUGCCUGGUAGGUUGGGGAGCUUGUAAACCUUGAGAACCUGCUCUCCCAAACCCCCACCAUCCCCUCUGUCCUUCCUCCUCUAUCCCAUAGAGGAGCUGUACAAAGAUGGAGGCUCAUGAAUCCUUGGCCACUGGGCAGAAAUGCUCAAGUAAAGAGCCUUUGAAGGAGAAAACACCUCUGCAACGGAAGUGGGCAUCUGAGCCCUCUGCAACCAAACGAAGCACUUUUGCUGACCCAGAGGCAAAACACCGUGAAAGUUUGCCAUGUGGUGCCUCCGGAGGAUCAGCGCCUCAGCAGAAGUAUGCAAUCACAGGGAAUUCUGGGAAGCUGCUAUCUGGACCCUCUGCAAUUGGAGCCAUAGGAGGCCCACCAACUCAAGAUCCCCAAGGACCCUUUGCUCAAGGGUUCCCAAGGGGAUACUCAUACCAGCUCAGCCAGCCAUAUCCUCAGCAUCCCCAACCUGAGCGCUUUCUCUCUGGAGCUAAACCCCAGCCAGGCUUAGAGGCUCAUGCCUGGCCUUUUGCUGGCCAGUUGCCCUCCGAUGACUUGUACCCUGUAGGACACACUCAUCCACAUGGGGCUGGGGCAGGGAGGUUUCCUCGCCAGAAAUCUCCUAGUCUACCUAGCUCCUUCGGACAGUAUUCUCAAUCAGGCUCUGAGCCUGGAGACGAGGGCUACAGCAAAAAAGAGCAGAAACCAAAAAAGCCUGGUAAGUACAUAUGUCACUACUGUGGUCGAGCUUGUGCGAAACCCAGCGUCCUGAAGAAGCACAUCCGAUCACAUACUGGAGAAAGGCCUUACCCUUGUGUACCCUGCGGCUUCUCCUUCAAAACUAAGAGCAACCUUUACAAGCAUCGCAAGUCCCAUGCUCACGCCAUCAAGGCUGGACUUGUACCAUUUUCAGAGCUAGCUCUUGCCCGGGGAGGGGACAUGGACCAGGCUUCCCCAGUGGGUGAGGCCGAGGUCCACUCCGAUGGGGAACAGAGCACCGACACAGAUGAGGAAGUUGACGGCUCCACCAUGCUAACAGACAAAGGCGGCCUCAUCCCACAGAUCUCCUUUGAAGCUGACAAGAAUCCAGGUGUAGGUGGUGUUGAACCAGCAUAUGCAGAUUCAGCUGAAGAGCUGCCUGUGGGGUCCAUGAAAGUGCCUAUCCUCAUCGUCCCCAAGCCUGGAGGAGUUCCCUCCGCAGGGAUGGAGUGCCCUCCAUUUCAGGACAUAAAAGGAUCACACCACAUGUUGGCAUCACAGGCUGGUGUAAGAGCCCAUUCACUGGAUGACUCCCCCUCCAUCAAACAGCGUUUGGCACUGAGGCUAAAUGAGAAGAAAGGCCAAGACGCAGACUCUAUCAUGUCCCAGUCCCUGAACCUACUCAGCCCCCACAGCAAAGGCAGUACAGACUCUGGGUAUUUUUCACGGUCAGAGAGUGCAGACCAGCCAAUCAGUCCUCCAAAUACCAAUGUCAAGACGUACGAGGAGAUCAUGUUUGGUCGGACAUGGUAUUACCGACCCAACUCCAGGUCCAGACAGUCUAUCACAGUGGGUAUUGCAGGGGCAGACCCAGGCAGCAUGGCUAGCCUAAAGCAACCGGGUGCUGUCCUGGACAUGGGUAAGAUAGCUGAGGACCAUAUCUGUUUCAGAGGAGAUGUAGGAAUAUCUGGAGAUCCUAAGCAAUAUCCAACAGGACCUUGCCAAAGCAGCACAGGGCUACUGGAGCCCCCAUCAGAUUCUGGACCGCUCAUUAGGAGUAACUCCAUGCCAACUUCCUCCCCUUCUAACCUCAGUGUACCACCAGGGAUUCGAGGCAGCCACUCUUUUGAUGAGAUGAUGACAUCAGAUGAUGUAUUUUACCCUCCGGGGCUUCGUAGACUCAGAAGACAAGCUGCAUUUGAACAUUCAGCUAAUGAAGCCCACGGAGGAGAGGCAGAGGGCUAUACACAGAUGUCCAAAAACUUUGCUGCAUCCCUGGGUAUGAAAAUUGGAGAACGUAGCCCAGGAGUCCCAGAGCACAUUUCCUACACCUCAUAUGGUACUAAAGCUAUCUCAGAAACAACCACAAGAAAAAGGCGGAAGGAAAAGAGUGUUGGAGACGAGGACGACAGCCCUGGACACUGUGACAGCAGCUGUAGUGGUUCAGUCGAGAUGAUAGGGGACUAUGAAUUUAAACAAGGUAGUCUUGAUGGGUCAAGAGCCACCCUUACAGGCAAGGGCUCCCUUCACAGUGCUCACAGCCAGUCGGACAGCUUUGACACCUGUACCAGCAUGUGCUCUGAAGACAAUGCAUUGUUUCCUGACUCUGAGGGUAGGAAGACAGCUGGGAAUGUCAUAUCAGUCAUCCAGCACACCAACUCCCUCAGCCGGCCAAAUUCCUUUGAGAAAUCAGAGUCUUUUGAACAGCCAGGAUAUCAACCUUCAGACAAAGCUCCAUCCAGCCAGUACUCUGAACAGUCUGACACAGAGAUCUUUGAAGAUGCUCUGAGUCCUGAAUCUGCCAUACUGAGAACAGAGAGCAUGGAGCAGCAGCUACAAAGUGAUAGCGACCUAGCCUCUCUGUCGUCUUCAUCGGCUGCCGCCUCGCCUGGCCAGCCUUAUCACAUCCAACCAAAACUAGUCCGACAACCUAACAUCCAAGUUCCGGAGAUCAGGGUGACUGAAGAGCCAGACAAGCCUGAGAAAGACCUCGAUGCGCCAAUGGUCAAGGAACCAGAGAAGCAACAGCAUGUGGAGGAGUUCCAGCUACCACAGAGGAGUGACACUCUCGCCCAGAUGCCAUCAGAAAAGCUGCCACCUAAGAAGAAGAGGCUGCGUUUGGCAGACAUGGAGCACUCCUCUGGGGAAUCGAGCUUCGAGUCAACCUGCACCAGCCUUUCACGCAGCCCCAGUCAGGAGAGUAACCUCUCCCACUCCUCGUCCUUCUCCAUGUCCUUUGACCGAGAUGAAGGCCUCAAGUCUGUCUCACCCACCAAACAGGAUGACUCACUGCCCCCUGGUGGUGGCGUGAAGCCGUCAGAGUUCCUAACGGUUCCUGGCAGUGGUCAUUCCAGCCACCAUCAACAGAGGGAAAUGAGGAGGUCGUCGUCAGAGCAGGCGCCGUGCACGCUGCCCACGGAGUUGCCUGAAAUGCGCAGCAAAUCCUUCGACUAUGGAAGUUUAUCGUCCUCCAGACAGGGAGAGCUGUACUCCAGCUCCUCCGCCAUGAAGGAACGCCGGCGCGGAUUUCUUGUCCGACAGGCUUCACUCAGUGUUUAUCCAGAGACCGUCCCCCACGAGCCAGCAGGCGGUGAGAUGUCAAUCAAACAAGAGAGUCUGGAACACGGGCCAUGGCCUGGACCAGCAGCAUCCCCCUACAGCAGCUCGGACUCAGGUGGCAGAACCAAGAGAGUUGGCAGCGCUGGUGGAUCUCACCAACACCAACAGCACCACCCGCAUCUCCUCCAGCAUAGCAUCAGUGAAGACAGCCUCCAGGAUGAGCCGGUCUACAGGUCCCAGCAACAUCGGCUUCAGACACAGGGCUCAUCAUCUGAGGGAGAACAUCCAGGUCAUGAGAUCAUCAACAAGGACGUGAUGCAGCAGUACCAGAGCAGCCCCCCGUUCCUCUCUUUCCAGCAAGCAGGUUUGUUCUGGACUCAAGAGGCUGCACAGACGCAGAGGCAUCAGCUCACUCUUCAGGCCCAGCAGCAGCUCCAAAAGCUCCACAUCAGGUCACAGUCUACCGCUCCUGGACAUUCGCCUCACAAACAGCCACCAAUCUACCCGCUGCAGCAAACCCAUGAUCUACAGACUCACGAGGGCAAAUCAGAAAGAGCUCAGAUAUAUCCUGCCCCGUCUCGCACCUCUCCUCUGUCUAAGCAGCAGCAGCAGCAGAAUUCUGGGUGUCUUUCCUCUAAGCUGUCCCUCCCCAGCUCCACCUCCAGCCCCAUGCUGCUGCAGCAGAUACAGCCUGUCUUUGCCACCCAGAACCUGGGCUCCCAGGCUACCCUGCCUGGCAUGCUUGUUCCUGUGCGGGUCCAGACUCAUGUGCCAUCAUUUGGUAGUGUUAUGUACACCAGUGUUAGCCAACUAAUCGCAACCCAUGGCAGUGCAACACAAGGGGUUGGCUCAGCGAAGUCAGGAGGCGCUGACAACAGCAACAUUUCUCCUCCAGUUGGUGUCGCAAGUGUCGCCAAAGCCCCCAGAGGAAUCGGGGGAGGCAUCAGUGGGCCGGGUUUUAACUUGGCACACUUCUUGGGACACAGCGAUGGCUCAGGCCUGCACUACCCGCUCUGGAAGGCUCCAGAUCCGCUGCAAGAACAGCAGCUGAACACAGGGAUCCCACUGUCGCUAACAUCAGGCACUAUAUCCACCACGGAUGCUUCAGGUUCUGGCAUUGGAGGCAGCAAGCGAAUGCUGUCCCCUGCGAGCUCCCUGGAGCUCUUCAUAGAGACUAAGCAGCAGAAAAGAGUGAAGGAGGAGCGCAUGUAUGGACAAAUUGUUAAAGAAAUGAGCGCGGUGGAGUUGAGUGGAGCUGAAGGUUGCAGCGUUGAUAAUGUGCAGGCCAGAGGUGAGCGCGACCUGAAGAGCGAAGGCUCCAUAGACGAGUCUGAAAGGAUGUCCUCCUCCCCUCCACUGGGCGGCUUCCCUCUUUCCACCAAGAUCUCCAUUCCUGUUCGAUCGUCUGCCCCCCACCUCUCUGACGUAUCCUGGGCGGAGACUUUCACCCCUCCUCUCCAGAUUGUCACAGACCGUUCCCCAGGUUCAGGAGGCCGGGACUCCCCUGAGGACCUCGAUGUGGACGAUUCAGCCCCGGAGCCCAACUCCAGCCCCCAGUCCAUGGUGUCGUCCAAUGACGCAGACGACAAUGCUGACAAUGCCAAGCAGUGUCCUCCCAGUAAAAUGCCCGUCAGCAUGCUGGUUCAACUGGCUGCCAGUCGAGGUGUAGGUUUGUCUGGAGCAGUGGGCCAGACUCUGCUCGUCACAGACGUGGCUGACGUCCAGCAGCUCUUCCAUUUCCCCAGCCUGCGCACCACCAGCAGAGUCAGCUGGUGUUUCCUGAACUACACCAAACCCAACAGCACGCCGGCCGCGCUGCGCAGCUCCGUCUACGGCUCGUGGUGCGUGAGCUCAUACAAUCCCAACCCCCUGAACCUCAGCACCAAGGCUGCGCUGGCCCUGCUGAGGUCCAAGCAGAGAAGGAACACGGACCUGUUCACCACGGCAGCGCUCUCGCCACCCAGCUCUGGGAAGCUGGUGUCAUCGGUGGCCUGGAAGCUGAGGUUCGAUCAGUUAAAGCCAGAGCUGAUGCCCGUGGAAGUCACUCAUUUUGGGAGGAAGAUGAAGGGAGUGGUGUCCUGGGAGCGUUCAAAGGAAGAGCAGGUCGAGAAGGAGGUGUCAGUCAAACAAGCCAGCAACGAACCCACUCGCAUCAAAAUCUUCGAAGGCGGGUACAAAUCCAACGAGGACUACGUGUACGUGCGCGGCCGCGGCCGAGGGAAGUACAUCUGCGAGGAGUGCGGCAUCCGCUGCAAGAAGCCCAGCAUGCUGAAGAAGCACAUCCGCACGCACACCGACGUCCGGCCGUACGUCUGCAAGUUCUGCAACUUCGCCUUCAAGACCAAAGGAAACCUGACGAAGCACAUGAAGUCUAAGGCUCAUAUGAAAAAGUGUCUGGAGUUGGGAGUCUCCAUGUCUUCAGUGGAGGACGCGGAGGCAGAUGAAGAUGUUGGCGACGAAGGCCAGAGGUGCUCGGAGAAGGGUUCCAGAGGCGCCAUGACGGAGCACCAGUUCUCAGACGCCGACGACUCGGAGGGCGGAGAGGAAGACGGCGACGAGGUGGACGACGAAGACGAGGACGAGGACGACUACGACGGCGACUCCACGCCCAAGACGGGGUCCCGCUCCACCAGCCCGCAGCCGUACGGGCUGCCCUCGCUGUCCGUCACGGCCGUGGCCUCCUCCCACUCGCCGUCCAACGUCCUGGGACACGCCGCCAAGCCGCCUCUGUUCGGCUACUUCACCACGGUGCCGAGCAUCCAGAUCACGCCGCAGGCUCCGCCCAGCGACCCGGCGGGGGCGGAGCCUGGGCAGGAGUACCAGCGCGGCCUCCAGAGGGCGCUGGGCAGCAGGCUGCUGGCCCCGCCCCCCUCCUCCAUGGAUGAAGACCUCCCCCUCUCGUCUCCAGACCUGUCCUCCUCCUCGCGCCUGUCCUCGCCGGUGCUGGACCACUCCGGCUGCCCGUCCCCCAUCUCCCCUGCGUCCUCCCCUUUGGCGCGGCACUAUCUCUCCCCACGCCGCGACCUCUCGCCUCGUGCCAGACACCUCUCCCCCCGACGGGACAUCUCACCUCUGCGUCACAUCUCCCCCAAGCGAGACCUCGGGGCUUCUGGCGGAUACCGGCGGGACCUCUCCCCCAGGAGGGGACACCUCUCGCUGCUCUCCCCUCUCUCUCGCCCCACAUCUCCAGCAGGGAGGGACUACAAGCGCGACCUUUCCCCACGAGGGCGCAGGGGGAUGAUCCGUCCGGUUUCUCCUCGUCGAGGGCUCCACCAACACCUCCAUCACCAAAGCCAGCAGAGUGGAGCUCGGAGCCUCAGGCAUCAGAGCGGCCUGUUGGCGCAGGGAGACUUUGGGCCUCUGCGCACCAGAACCAGCGCAGAAAUGGAGAUGGUCUAUCGUCAAGAUUUAUCGUCGCCAGGGGAACAGGACCGAGGUGGUAGCCGUGGUAACCAGUCCAGCCCUCCUCACCAAGGCCUGUUCAGUCACCUCCCACUCCAUUCCCAACUCCAGGUGCGGUCGCCCUUCCCGAUGAUCCCCAUCGGAGGCAUCCAGAUGGUACACUCCGUCCCCACGUCGGUCACCACUCCUCUGGCCCAGCAGGGGGCGCAGCAGGCAACGCCUCGCCUGGCGCUGCACAAGAGCACGUCGGAAGACUCGGCCAGCGAGGUCGCUUACUCCUUCAUCGAGAGGGGAAGACGAGGAGGAGGAGAAGAGAGGCUGAGGGAGGUGGCCUCGCCUCACCCCUCCCUGCAGGAGGGGGAGGGGGGAGGGAGGCAGGAGCAGGAGGAGAGCAUCCAGACCUGCACCAAGGCCAUCGCAUCGCUCUGCAUCGACUCGGAGGAGCCUGCUGACAAAGGAGCAAGCAGAAGGGGUGACGGGCAAGAUGGAGGCAGAGGCCCUCCUCCCUCCUCCUCCUCACCCUCUGGCCUGUCCCCCGACUCCCAGCAGCACCAGCGCUCACCAUCCAUUUCCAUGUCGCCGCCGUCUCCUCACCCCUCGUCCCCUCCUCAAGGUCCAGGGAUUCAGCACUUUAGCAGCCUGGAGCUCAGGCCUCCCCACGCCUCCCUCCCCACCUCCCCCCGCUCCACCUCCUCCUCGUCCCCCUCCUCCCCUCACCCUCACAGCCCCGGAUCUGACACCCACCAGCCUCUGACCGCAUCCAAAGCCCUCAAGCUGGAGAGGGACCGGGAGGCAGGAAGCACGAACAGAGUCAAGGACGUGUCGUGAUGUGGAAAGCUGGAUUUGUUGUUUUGGGAUAAAAGGAAGGGAUGAAGUGCAGGGCGAGGAAUCGAGUUUUGCACACUUUAAUAGACCUCACGCACACAACCCAUGAGCAUCAGCUGUUGAAUAGAAGUCAACACACCAGACUCAGUCAUGUGAAGACAUUAAACCCGCUUGGUGGCGCCCACCAACAGAACCAAGCCUGACCCAAACCUGCUAAAGACAGAGCCUGGUUCAACGGUACGUCAGGUGACGGCUGCACGCGUGCCUUUUCUUUAACGUGGUCGUUGGUUCAUGUAAAUAGGAUCUUCUCACGUAUCAGCUUUGUAAUCGAUGCAGCCCCUCCUCCUUUUCUCCCGGUUCUUUUUUAUGUGGGUUUUGGAAACCUUAAAGGUCUCGACAAGCGAUGUGAACUUAUGGAUAUUAUUAUUGUUAUUAUUACGUAUGGUUGCACUAAAACAUAUUUUUAUAUGAGUGAAAUUUCAAAAAUGGCUUUUUUGUGUACAGCAGCGAUUCUAUAAUACUAUUUAUUACCGUUACCAUGUUUCAUAAAUUGUACAUUUUUUGGUAAAUGUCGUGGAUGCCUUUUCUAUGUAAAGCAUGGGGGUUUGCUAUGGCUGCGCUAGAGUGAGGAUGUGUACACUGUACUAUGGCUUCAUAUGUUAGACCUAUUUAAAUGCCCUGUACCUGGAGGUAUAUACACAUAGAAGUAAUAUUUACCCAGCAUAUGCGUACAUGCAGUAUCUCUCCACCUCUAUCUAUCUAUCUACCUAUCUAUCCAUCCAUCUGCACUUAACACUCAAAUUAAGGUUAUCGUACUGUGCUCGUACUUUCUCUCUGCUGCUCUCUGCUUGUGAUUUUUUUGCUUUACCUAUUUUUGUGGUAUUAUUUCUUGUUUGGGUUUUUGAGAAGAGGCACGGAUCACGUGAACAAACACGCCUUCGCACGAGAGUCACCGCACACCUUAGUUGAAGGCAGCGCCACUGGAAAACAGGGAAAACAUUCCAGUCCAUGUAAAUAUUCAGUCGCCUCUCUGAGACACGCUGGUGCUCAGUUUAACGGAGGACUCGCGUUCAAACACAUCCACCCAACUCUCACAUGCACCUUAUCUUUGUUCUGUGAAAGUCCAGCACUCUGAUCCGCUUCGAUGCCACAGACCGGCAGUGUUGAUCCAAACUCCCAACUUUAAAACCGUCUCAAUCUAUAAUAAUAAUAUUAGUAAUAAUAAUAUGGUGUUUAACAUGAAGCUUUCUGCACUGCUCUUUGUGCCCCCGGUCUCCUGGACGUCCCUUUUGUAGCUAAGCAAUAUUUAGCCAAUGCUCUGCUCUCCAGCAGGGAGUGUAUUUGUUGCAAGGCAACGAUAGCAUCUUUACAAUCCUACAAUCAGGAGCAGUCGGGGUCGUGGUGAUUUUCAGUGACACAACUCUUUAGUGUUGACAGAUUUGGAGUCAGACAGACUCUGACGUGAGUGUGCAUCUCUGUAUUCUGUAUCGUGUGUAUUCAACCAGUAUAUCCUCUCCUUAACACUUUUUUCUAUUUGGAUCCCUCUUAUGUACACUUAUCAUGACAACAACGAUGUCUUUAAAAAUCUCUUUCUCUCUUUCAAAGAUAUCAAAGCACAAGUCAUUGUAUGGAAUGACAACAAUACAAAAAAAGCUUAAAAAAAAGGUAGACGUGCAUUUAAAAGGGCAACGUUUGUGAUGGUGUUCUGUGGAUUUAAUACAAAUAUAAUGUAUGAGCCCAGUUGCAACGAGGAAUCGCAGUAGAAGUGGAAAAAAUGGAUUGUUGUUUUGAAAUAAAUAUGAAUAGAACCAUG
Messenger RNA from Betta splendens (Siamese fighting fish), 10263 nucleotides. It is a transcript of the gene hivep2a, whose product is annotated as HIVEP zinc finger 2a. Gene Ontology annotation, molecular function: RNA polymerase II cis-regulatory region sequence-specific DNA binding; DNA-binding transcription factor activity, RNA polymerase II-specific. The record is from RefSeq and is a predicted model, not a curated record. Gene Ontology annotation, cellular component: nucleus. NCBI's taxonomy places the organism in Eukaryota, Metazoa, Chordata, Actinopteri, Anabantiformes, Osphronemidae. Gene Ontology annotation, biological process: regulation of transcription by RNA polymerase II. Bases 1080 to 8453 code for a protein of 2457 amino acids. The transcript is spliced from 16 exons.